GGGUUUUUCGAGUGCAGGUUUUUUUGGGGGAGGGUUCAGGAGGUUUUUGUGGCCCCCCCUGACCCCCCCUCCCCGCAGAGCUCCGAGGACAGUUCCCGCAUCUCCAUCACGUUUUUCCGGCUGUUCCGGGUGAUGCGGCUCGUGAAGCUCCUCUCCAAGGGCGAGGGGAUCCGGACCCUGCUCUGGACCUUCGUCAAAUCCUUCCAGGCCCUGCCCUACGUCGCCCUCCUCAUCGCCAUGAUCUUCUUCAUCUACGCCGUCAUCGGGAUGCAGACCUUCGGGAAGGUGGCUCUGCAGGACGGGACCCAGAUCAACCGCAACAACAACUUCCAGACCUUCCCCCAGGCCGUGCUGCUGCUCUUCAG
This is a messenger RNA of Corapipo altera (White-ruffed manakin), 365 nucleotides long. RefSeq names its product voltage-dependent L-type calcium channel subunit alpha-1C-like. Lineage: Eukaryota; Metazoa; Chordata; Aves; Passeriformes; Pipridae. The record is from RefSeq and is a predicted model, not a curated record. The transcript has 3 exons. Gene Ontology annotation, biological process: calcium ion import across plasma membrane. Gene Ontology annotation, cellular component: membrane; voltage-gated calcium channel complex. The annotation marks the transcript as partial. Gene Ontology annotation, molecular function: high voltage-gated calcium channel activity.